CUUUCCUUCCACGGUUACAGCAUGGAUCCUGUCUCCAACUUUAUUUCGGUGUUUUAGUGUCACUUUGGCGCUAUAUUUGGAUUGACAGCCGUCGCCUGGACACCGUAACGUACCUGGACGUCAUGUUCACAACCACCGGUUCUCGUGGCCUUUACAAGGCUCCUCUGUCGAAAAGCCUUCUUCUGGUUCUAAAUGGGCUAACUGUGAUGCUCACCCUGCUGCCACAGUACCAAGACCUGUUCGUGUACCACCUGCAGGCUAUCACACAGGAGCAUCAGGUGUGGAGAUUAUUGUGUGGCAGGCUGGUGUGUCUCGAUAUCAAGGACUCAUUCUGCAGCAGUUUGCUCAUUUACAACUUUCGAAUCUUUGAAAGGAGGUUUGGCACCAGGAAGUUUGCUUCCUUUCUUUUUGGUACUUGGUGUCUUUCUGCACUGAUGGAUUUCUUGCUGGCAAAGGCUUUCCAGUUUCUGUUUUACUAUGAGGUGGAAGAACUGCCUUCAGGACUGCUUGCACCAGUCUUCUCUCUGUUUGUGCCUUUCUACCUGUCGAUCCCCAGGAUGCCAGUCACACAGGUACUGGGUCGCAUCCACAUCACCAACAAGUCCCUGGUCUACAUAGUAGGCUUACAGCUGUUGACUUCCAGUCCUUUUAUGUGGCUCCUUGCACUCAGUGGAUUGAUCUCAGGUGGACUGUACCACUCCAGUGUCCUACGGUUACAGAAGAUCCUGUUUGUCCCCGCCUGGGUGUCUCGUAUUGGACAAUAUAUUCUGGAGCCAGUCUUUUCAAGCUCCCAACCUACCAGCGAGACACCUCUGGGGAUGGGUGCCACUCUUGACGUUCAGAGGCAGCAGAGGAUGGAGCUGCUCGACCAACAGCUGCUACUGGCCGAGUACAACGAGGCCAGGAGGAAUGCCAGACAUCAGCCACAGAGCGGGUUGCUACAGUGGACAAGGUUAUUCCCUUCACUGAGACACAGAGGACAGAACCGCGUCCCAGUGCAGCCCCGUCCUCAGCCUCAAGCCCACCAAUCCACACAGCCACCUUUUCUGGACAACUCCCCUGUAGCAGAAGAACAGGUUGCACGUUUAGUGGAAAUGGGCUUUUCCAGGAUCGAUGCCCUCGAGGCGCUCAGAGCUUCAAAUAAUGACAUUAAUAUGGCAACAAACUUCCUCUUGCAACACUGAGGGAAGCAGCUCAGUGAGGGGAAAGAGGUGACAGAAAGAGAAAGCAGGAACCAAAGCAGAUGAGCGAAAAGCUAAGCAGAAAGCAAAUAAUUCAGAGUCGAAGAGAAUAAAUAAAGGAAAGGAGACGACAAAGAAAAUUUGUACAGAUUAUAUGAAGGCAGUGUCACUGCUCCCCUGAAGCAGUGUUAGGCUGCCCCAACAGGAGCUGAGCCUGAUAGCAGGCUGAUGAAUGAAGUGUGAAGCACAGAGUGGAUGUCAUUUGCGUCAUUGCUUUCUGAUGGCUGUUGUAGUGUGAAACAGACGUCAUUGCUCAAGGAAGAUGAGUCAGGCCUCUAACUUAACAAGAUGCCCGAAAAAAACAAAAAAAAACAAAACACAAAAAUCAAACAAGUCAAGAGCUUUUCUAAGAGUACAUCUUAAAAAUAACAUUCUCCAGUCCAUUGGUGGAAAUAAAAAGUAGGCUACUUCUUUCAAACAGAGUUGACAAAUCAGCUGCCAUCUCACAGGCCAACAUAUACAGUAGCUAUGUAAAAUACAGUUUAUAUCCCAAUGUUUUGUCCUGUGUAUCCAGAGUUCUAGAUGUUGAUAAUUGGUUAGACGUGAAAAGGGAAAAAAGUGCAAGAUUUUUGUGCACUAAAUGAUCAGCUGUGCUGCUGUCAUUUUAUUUUAUUUUCAUGGUGGCAAAAUUAAAAUAAAUUAGUGGGGACUCUGGAAAAAAAAACUACAUGAACAAUAUAACCUACUAAACAAUGAUUUAACUACACAGGUUUUACUUUUUUACUUUGGCAGUGUUUCAUGGAAGUAACAGAUUGCAACCCUUUCCUGCUUGAGAUGUUUUAACAAAGCAGUUAGCCUGACUGAGAGAUACUUAAAGAGCCAAACUCUUGUGGGGCUGGCUGGUUUCGCCCAUUUUAACUCUACAAGUACUGUACAGUGUUGUGGACAGACGGGCUGUUUGCUGGCUACAUGGGCUAUCUCAGGGUCCCUGAGGUGACUUUUCUGUUAAUGACAUAAUCUCAAUCACAUGCGAGUGCACCUACACAGAUGCACAGAAGGCCUUCAAGGAGGUCAUGUUUCAUGCUCUUGACCAUUUUUGUUUCUUUAUUUCAUGCUCUUGUAUGCACAAACACAUUGAAAGGUUAUUUAUUGUGUCUUAACUGAGUCUUUUUUCUCGCUGCCAGCACAUCUAAUUCAAACUAAGUCUUAGAAAUCGGUUCAUAUUUAUUAUGCAAUAUCAUGGCGAGAGGUUUAAGGAGACUAUGUGUUGCAUAGUCACUAAUUUUGUGUAUAUAAACAUACAUGCAAGAGAAGUAAUACUGCAUCAGCAGUGUAUCGAUUUCAAAGAUGGAUGCUAGUUUUAUAUUUUGUGCAUAAUAAUAUUGAUAAUAUAUGACCACUGAGAAGAGUCAUUUGUGUUUGUAUUUUUGGAGAGUGAUUUAAAAAUAUAUGGAUGUGAUGACAGAAUUGUUGCAUGGUCAACUUUUUGAUGGACUGUAAUGAAUCAUGUUUGGUCCGUGGAAUAAAUCAACUUGAUGACGGAAUUAUUUGUUAUUGUGAUGAGCGUUUACCUUAAAAAAUAAAACA
Pelmatolapia mariae (spotted tilapia) is the source of this 2768-nucleotide messenger RNA. It is a transcript of the gene ubac2, whose product is annotated as UBA domain containing 2. Lineage: Eukaryota; Metazoa; Chordata; Actinopteri; Cichliformes; Cichlidae. Bases 123 to 1184 code for a protein of 353 amino acids. The transcript has 10 exons. The record is from RefSeq and is a predicted model, not a curated record. Gene Ontology annotation, molecular function: serine-type endopeptidase activity; protein binding.